AUGAAUGACAUGUGUUGGCCCCUCCUCCCCCGCUGCUGUGGUGCGCUGCUGAGUUGAAGCGCAACAGCCCGGAGAGCGCAGCAGCGAUUUCACUGCUGCAACUUUGAUGACAGGGUUUUUUGAGCCGUCGAUGAGCGCGUUUGAGGUUCCUUGCUGGUGAAGACAAGGGAAUCGAGUCUCGACCCUGCGGUUCCCGAUCUGCCAGUCGGAUCACAAUGAAAUUCCCGAUUUGUUUGCUUGCACUCGUCCUUGUGGUGAGAUCUGCGCUCGGAGGUAACAAGUUGAACGAGCCGUGUGCAGGCCUGGACUGCAGCGGAGGAUGCAGAUGCAACCCAGAAAAAGGCAGCAGGGGCCGUCCAGGACCUCUUGGUGAAGUUGGCAGGAGUGGGCCAGAGGGGCCUCGUGGAGGUCUGGGGCCUCAAGGGCCUAAAGGAGAGAAGGGCCAUAAUGGACUGAGAGGACCAUCUGGCCCAAAAGGAGACAAGGGACCUAUGGGAGUACCAGGGUUCCAAGGAUCUGAUGGAGUACCUGGUCACCCAGGUCAGGAGGGUAGCAGAGGAUUACCAGGACUGGACGGCUGCAACGGGACCAGAGGUGAUCCUGGACUCCCUGGCUAUGGGACAGGAGUACCUGGAAUACCUGGACCCAUUGGACCUAUUGGGCCAAAGGGUCAGAAAGGAGAACCUCGAUACAUCUCUGACAACACCAUUGGGAGUAUUCCAGGUUCACCAGGACCAGAUGGACCACCUGGUUUCAGAGGUCCCGUGGGUCCAGAAGGUCAGCAAGGACCAAGGGGGCCUGAUGGAUUCCCUGGCCCACCUGGUCCUCCUGGUCCCCCAGGGCCCAUGGGGAGCCGAAGUUAUGGAUAUGAAGGAGAGAAAGGAGACAAGGGCGAUGUGGGCUUGCCCGGUGACCCUGGCCAGCCAAUGAUCAAUGGCGUUGUGGAGUUUGUGGGUUUUCCCAAAGGAGACAAAGGAAUAAAGGGUGAACCUGGUCCAAAGGGAUUCCGUGGUUUUCCUGGCCUUCCUGGCCUACCUGGGCCUUUUGGUUAUAAAGGUGAACUUGGAGAGAAAGGAAUUCCUGGAUACCCAGGGGCAAGAGGUUUUCCAGGUUUAAAUGGGGUCCCAGGUGUUACAGGACAACAGGGAUACAGGGGUAAUCCAGGCUAUCCCGGGCAACCAGGAUACAUUGGAUCUAAGGGAGACCAGGGAGACCCUGGACCACCAGGGCCUCCUGCUUUUGUUGAUAAUCUGGGCACUGCUGUUCAAGGACUACCAGGUGAAUCAGGUCUUCCUGGUAUUCCUGGUGCCCCCGGUGACCAAGGAUAUCCAGGGUUACCAGGACCUCCUGGCCCACCAGGAAUAGGCGGUGGUUUUGGUACAGGCCGUCCUGGACUUCCAGGGUUUCCCGGAACUCCAGGUCCAGUGGGAGAGAAAGGAAAUCCAGGUUUCCCAAACGUCGGCCCCGAAGGACAGCCUGGUGCACCUGGUCUCCCCGGACCCCCUGGCCUUCCUGGACCUCAGGGCCCAUCCAGCUUGUCCGUUGAACCCUGCAUCAUCUAUCCUGAGUUGUCCAGGCCAUAUCCAGGUCCUGGGACUGCCCCCAUUAGUAUCCCAGGACAGCCUGGACUGCCUGGCGCCAGAGGGGAGCCAGGUUCCGUGGGAUACAAAGGCUUCAGAGGUGAUCCAGGUGACUGUGCCUGCGUGGGAGGUAGUGGUCCAGGAUUGCCAGGGUUAUCUGGACCCCCAGGAGCCAAUGGUAGCCCUGGCUUCCCUGGACAAAAGGGUGAGCCUGGUGACUCUGGUUCACCUGGCUUUGGCGGCCCUCAGGGACCUCCUGGUCGUGCUGGAGAGAGGGGUGUCUUUGGCCGUAAGGGAGAGAAGGGGACAUCUUACUACCCCAACCUUGGGUUAGGAGUGAAAGGAGAGAUUGGAGCACCUGGACCGAGAGGACCUACAGGUGAAACAGGGAAACCUGGCCGGGAUGGACUUCCUGGUUUCCCUGGAUCUCCUGGACCCCCAGGUGAUGCUGGUUUUGGCACAGUUGGAGAAAAAGGUUUCCCAGGAUUUCCAGGUUCAAAGGGCCGUCCUGGUAGCCCUGGGGAACCUGGUGUUGGCUACGCAGGAACACCUGGCUUUCGUGGAGAGCCUGGAGACCCCGGUAUUCCUGGUCUGCCUGGGCAGCCAGGUUUUCCUGGAGAAAGAGGUGAAAACAGCUGUGGAGGGGUUAUUGACGCCGGAGAGGGAACGGGCCAAAAUCUGCCUUGCUCCAUUCCCGGUGAGGUGGGAGAUCCCGGUUUCCCCGGCUUACCUGGACGGCCAGGUAAUAAAGGUGAGUCAGGUGCACCUGGAAACUCUGGUCGUCCAGGGUUUGAUGGUGCCAAAGGAGAAAGAGGAGAUCCUGGAGUAGGAGGCCUACCUGGACCACAAGGUUUUCCAGGACCCAGAGGAGAACCUGGUGUCCCCGGUAUUCCAGGGCAGGCCUUUGAUGGUGGCAGGGGAAAGGAUGGUGCUCCUGGGCGCCCUGGAGCCAAAGGCCAGCCUGGAGAGGUCCUCGGGGCCACACCUGGAGCUCCAGGACAGAACGGUUUUCCAGGAGUACCUGGAGACAAGGGCCAGCCAGGGACACCAGGAGGACCUGGAUCACCUGGUAUUGAUGGGCGGCCUGGUAUUCCUGGACUGAAGGGGGAACGUGGAGUAGACGGUUAUCCAGGUAUUCCUGGUAUUCCUGGACCUCCAGGUGAUCCUACUGGUAGCUUUCCUGGACGCAGAGGAGAUCCUGGCAGCAAAGGACUGAGCGGACCCCCAGGCUGCCAAGGUUUCCCUGGACGGAAAGGAGAUAGAGGAGAUGCAGGUCCUCCCGGACCUGCAGGCAUGAAGGGAACACCAGGAGAGCCUGGCACCCCUGGCUCACCAGGGGCAAGAGGACCAUCUGGACCACCUGGACCAGGAACCAGAGAGGGAGUCCCAGGAAUCCCAGGAGGAAAGGGUGAAAGAGGUUUCCCAGGACUGAUGGGUUUCCCUGGACUACCAGGCCGUCCUGGAACUCCUGGUUUUCCAGGAGGUAAAGGACUGGCUGGUGGAGCUGGGAGAGAUGGUCUCCCUGGUGGUCCUGGAUUCCCCGGACAAAAAGGUGAGAGAGGAUUCCCUGGCCUUCCUGGACCCCCUGGACGUCCUUUUCCAUCACAGCUGGUGGAGAAAGGAGACUUUGGAAUCCCUGGAGGCAGCGGCCUACCUGGUUUUCCUGGACCCAGAGGUGACAAGGGUUUACCGGGUUUGCCUGGUCGUCAGGGUCUGCCUGGUCUUCCUGGUUUUGCUGAGCAGAGUAAAGGGCAGCCAGGACAGCCUGGGUUCCCUGGUAUACCAGGAGUUCCAGGCUUCCCUGGACCAAAAGGGGAGGGAGGAAUCAUUGGAUUCCCUGGCAUGUCUGGACCAAGGGGUGAAAAUGGUGCUUCUGGUUUCCCUGGGAGUCCUGGAGAAUCUGGUCGUCCUGGUAGUAAAGGUCUGCCUGGAGAUUCUUAUGGAUAUCCUGGAGGUCCAGGAGCUAAAGGCCAACCAGGAGACCCAGGCCUCACAGGGCGCAAUGGCAAUGACGGUGCCCCCGGUGACAAUGGCUUUUCUGGAACUCCAGGAUUCUCUGGAGCAAAGGGAGCUAUUGGUGAACCAGGACGACCUGGAAUCACAGGCUCCCCUGGUUUCCCUGGGCCAAAGGGGUUGCAAGGCUUCCCAGGCAGAAGAGGACCAGAUGGCACUCCUGGUCUCCCUGGAACUCCUGGAGGACCUGGAUCCAAAGGUCUACCUGGAUCUCCUGGUUUGGAUGGACUCAAUGGACUUCCUGGACCUAAAGGCCUCAUUGGAACCCCAGGUGGAUCUGCAGGAGGUCGCCCUGGUACCCCUGGUAUUCCAGGUUUGAAGGGAGAGAGAGGCAUCUCUUACCCAGGAGUACCAGGGUUCCCUGGACAGAAGGGAGAGAGAGGACAGCCAGGUGGCCCUGGACUCCCAGGGUUCCCUGGUCGGCCUGGCCCUGCUGGUCCGACAGUGGGAUCAGGUCUUCCCGGCCCCAGUGGAGACCCUGGCCUCCCAGGACUUGAUGGAGAGUAUGGUUUCCAGGGUCCCCCAGGUCCUCCAGGACCAGCAGGCCCAGGAACAUCCCAGGGAGACAGAGGAGACUCUGGAUUGCCAGGUUUCCCUGGUUCCCCUGGUAGGAAAGGAGAACCAGGAGGACCUGGAGGUGGUGGACUCCCUGGUAGCCCUGGUUUUAAAGGUGAAAGAGGCGAAACUGGUUUCAGUGGUGGUCCAGGUCUCAAGGGUUUCCCUGGUGACCCUGGUUACUAUGGAAAUAAAGGACCAAAAGGAUUCAGAGGACCUCCUGGUCGUAAGGGUCUUCCUGGCAUUACGCUGCCAAGGGCCCCUUCAGAUUAUGAUCGAAAAUAUGGAGACAUGGGAAUUCCUGGUGAAAAUGGAACCCCUGGUACACCUGGAGAGCCUGGUCAGCCUGGAAUGCCUGGACGUCCAGGUCCUAAGGGACGUCCUGGUUCUGUUGGUAAACUAGGGAGAACAGGCUCUCCUGGUCUCUCCGGACUGGUCGGUGACCCUGGACCUCCUGGUUUCCCUGGACCCACUGGAGAACAAGGGCAACCCGGUGCAGCCGGUCGUCCCGGGACACCUGGCGGUGUCGGCCGCAGCUACAGCAUUGGUUACACCAUGGUGAAGCACAGCCAGAACUCCCAGGUUCCCAUGUGUCCUCAGGGCAUGGCCAAGCUGUGGGACGGUUACAGCCUGCUGUAUGUAGAGGGACAGGAAAAAGCACACAACCAGGAUCUCGGUCAGCCAGGCUCCUGCCUCCCCAGGUUCAGCACCAUCCCCUUCCUGUACUGCUCCCCCAGUGAGGUCUGCUACUAUGCCAGCCGCAAUGACAAAUCCUACUGGCUGUCAACUACUGCACCUAUACCCAUGAUGCCUGUGUCCGAGGAUCAGAUACGACCUUAUAUCAGCAGGUGCUCAGUUUGUGAGGCUCCAUCUCAGGCUGUAGCAGUCCACAGUCAGGACACAACCAUCCCCACCUGCCCCCCUGGCUGGAGGAGUCUCUGGAUUGGAUACUCUUUUCUCAUGCAUACUGCGGCCGGUGCCGAAGGUGGCGGUCAGUCCCUGGUGUCUCCUGGAUCCUGUCUGGAAGAUUUCCGUGCAACACCUUUCAUUGAGUGCAAUGGUGCCAAGGGUACCUGCCACUACUUUGCCAAUAAGUACAGCUUCUGGCUCACCACUGUGGAUCCCAGAGAGGAGUUUGUGUUUUCACCAGCACAGGAAACCCUCAAGGGAGGCCAGGAGCGCUCCAAAGUCAGCCGUUGCCAAGUCUGCAGCAAGAUCUUGUAGUAUGAGGAGGAGGUGAUGGAUGGUGGUUUUGGAACACCUCAAAGAAAAGAAAGAAAGUUGUUGAUGAUGGAGGAUGAAUGAUUUACAAAGAAACCUAUAGAAAACAAGAACAUGUGACUGAAAAAAAGCCGCUCUUCACUUCAUUGGUGGUUUAAGAGUAUUUGAUCCCUUUUAGGAAUGAAAUGGGAGGGAGGAGAUGACAAGAGAAGGGGGCUGGUGUGAUUGCUUGUCUCUCAAUUAUCACUGACAAUGGUGCUAUUUUAUGUUUUUUGUGUUUAAUUUUGUUUGUUUUCUCGUUAUGGUUUUGGCGAGAAUCAUUCUCGGCUACCUCGGAGAGUGCCACCCCUUUGGAUAGCGCUGCAUGGCGUACACAUCAGGGUAGUAUGUCUGCUUCAGCUUGGUCAGUUUGGUGUUUUUUUAUCGUAGAAAGACAGUCUCAUCAGCUGUCUGUCACACUCUUCUCUGGACUGAUCAAACUGAAGCUGACUUCAGCCCAAUCUGAUCCGGGGUUAAACACAUCUCUAGUAAAAUGGCCUCCUUUAAAUAUGCAGCUUUGUGUUCACUGCUUCUGCAACCACUGUGUCUGCAGUGGGACCACAGCUGCUCCCUCAGUAACCACUGUACUGGUGCUUUUGCAUGACACAUUUAUUUUAAUGCAGUAGAUAAAUCACAGACAUUGGAAAGGUCUGUGAGAUAAAGUAGUUUGUCUCAUUUGACGUUUGCAAUUUGAAAGGGGCAAUUUGUACGAUUUAACAAUUAACUCCACGUAUCAGCAAAACUAGCAAACUUUUGACUAAUUUUGUGUUGCCAUUAGCUACACUAAAGAUCACUUUUGAAUUGUCCAAAGAGUUAGUACAUCUGGUUUGUUUAUUUGUUUGUCUUAUUUGUUUUGUUGAUCAGUGGUCUGACCCACUUCUGAACUUCUAUUUCUUAUCCUUUUUUCCAUGAAGUACAAAGUGGUCGUACAAGAUGAGACAGGUCCAGCUGAUUAGCAUGCUAACUUUUUGCCAUACAAUACAUUCACAUAAAUGAACAAAUUGCCCCUUUAAUAUGCAUUUAUGAGCUUGGAUUCUGAUCCGGCACAAUCGAGAAUGACUUGGCUAAUGUUUUCAUUUGAAAUUUAUCUGAAAUUACACAACAUUUUCCUAUGUAAAUGUUUCAAAUCAUAUCAAGUAAAUGUUUAAAAAAUGAUUUAAUCUCAUUGGAGUAACUGUGGACAAAAGGCUGCAUUACACAAUAAGAAACUGACCUAAAAAGUAAUGAACAUCAAAUUAAGCUUUGGAAAAUUCUCAGCAAUAAUAUCAAUCUAUGCAUGAUAUUUUUUUAUAACACAAAACUACCAGUACAGUUCCUCUACUUUACUAUGCAUUUUUCACAUGUCAUGUGCUAGUAAUUUCAUAAUAUGUAUCUUUGGUGUUCAAGAGCAACUUGAAAGGUGGUAUUUUAGAUUAAUUCAUGUGAAACUACAUGCAAUAAACAAAAAGGCAAACCAGCACUUUUCCUCAAAGUUGCCAAACUGAAACAGUAAUAAAUGACUUGAAUGGGAACAUCCAUUCAAAACUAUUGCACUGAUGUGGACUGCUUCAAUGGGUUACAAUGAUAAACAAGUCAAAGGGGCACGUUUCACCUCCCUAUCCACAUUCACAUGCUUUUUUACUUUUCUGUUAUGACCAAAUUAGUGUUAAUUUUUGUCAACAUUAGCCCUUAAUUCAUACCAAAACUGCAACAGGAAGGAUAUCAUUCACCAAACAUAACAAACACUUUUAAAUGUUAAUUAUUGCUGUAUAUAGUGCUUAAUUCCCAGUAUGUUAGAGUAAGUCUAUAAUGCUGUUAGCUUCUUGUUAGGGACCGAGCCGAAAGGUAAGGCCCUCUCAUUUUUAUUUGGAUUUUUUUCCAGUCUCUGUGUUAUUUCACUGUCUGUGGAUUCAAAAAAUGAGGAAAGAGGAAAGUGUUUUGUUUUAUUGAUUAUGAAAUUAGUUUUCCACCUUUAGAUGUAAUUUUGCAGUCAAUCUAAAACUGGAGAAGAAUGAGAACAUGGAACAGAAGUAUAUAAAAACUUGCUAUAACACAUUGUUGAAAUUUAGUUUGGUUGAAAAUGAACUUAAAGGUUUUAAAUAAGAGAAUAUGAAUCUACAUUUCUCUAUAAACUCUAUCCAUGGACAGUGGAAGCUACUGGAUGACUUGUAACCACUAUGACCACUGUAUCUAGCACAUAGCUCUGUCUCUCUGCUGGUAGCCCUCAUUUAAUUCCUGUUUUAUUUUCUCCUUCUUUUGUCGGCAUUUGUUGUUUUGUAAUCUAGACUGUAAUUAUUUUACUUAAGUCACGAUACUAUCCCCUGGUUUUAUUUACUGAGAUGGGAGGGAAUGGGAAGAUAAUGAUUUGUACAUUAAAUAUUAUAAUAAAAAAUGCCUUUAGAAAUGUGUUUUUAUAUGGAUAUAUAUCCACCGCUGAUGAUUUAACAGACAGACAGAAUAACAGUUUUUAUUGUCUGGUUUUUAGUUCAUGUUCAACGCCGAAAGUUAAGACCUUUAUGCAGCAUCACACUCUUAAGUGCCUGGAGUGACAGAAAAGAAAUGCAGUUUUCCUCAAAGAGGAUUCAUGACAAAAAGAAAAAUAGGUAAAAACAAGGUAUUACAUAUCUGUUAAUGUAAUGUGUAUUUCUGUGCUCACACACUUUGAAAUAAAGUCUGAAAACUAACUGAAA
Sphaeramia orbicularis (orbiculate cardinalfish) is the source of this 8077-nucleotide messenger RNA. It is a transcript of the gene col4a6, whose product is annotated as collagen, type IV, alpha 6. The record is from RefSeq and is a predicted model, not a curated record. Gene Ontology annotation, biological process: extracellular matrix organization. The transcript is spliced from 50 exons. Lineage: Eukaryota; Metazoa; Chordata; Actinopteri; Kurtiformes; Apogonidae. Gene Ontology annotation, cellular component: collagen trimer. Gene Ontology annotation, molecular function: extracellular matrix structural constituent conferring tensile strength. Bases 216 to 5372 code for a protein of 1718 amino acids.